This is a messenger RNA of Papaver somniferum (opium poppy), 2355 nucleotides long. Its product is annotated as receptor-like protein 34. Lineage: Eukaryota; Viridiplantae; Streptophyta; Magnoliopsida; Ranunculales; Papaveraceae. The record is from RefSeq and is a predicted model, not a curated record. The transcript has a single exon. Gene Ontology annotation, molecular function: protein binding. Bases 1 to 2355 code for a protein of 784 amino acids.
AUGAAAUGGUUGAGAGGGUCAGCAAAUCUCCAAGUACUAAAGUUGAGUGGUAUUGAUCUAUACGAGGCCACAUCUUCAGAAAAGAAUUUUGCCGAAUCUAUAUCAUAUCUAUCUAAUCUCAAGGAUCUUCAUCUCUCUUCUUGUAAUAUAUCUAGCACAGAUUUUCCCAUUCAUGAGUUUCACAAUCUUUCUCGUCUAUCUUCUCUCAAGUUGAGUGUCAAUUAUAAAAUGAGUUUCGAAGUCCCAACACAGAUGGUGAAUUUGACUUCGCUUUCUAUUCUCGACGUAUCUUCUUGUGGACUACAUGGUUCAGUUCCUUAUCUUCCUCAACUUACAGAGCUUGAUGUGAGUUUUAAUGAUGGUCUUCAUCCUGAUUUUCUAACUAAAAUGUUUCAACGUCGAUGGCCUAAGCUUCAAAGACUUUCCAUUUCCUCUGCUUAUAUCGGGGGACCAAUCCCAAAUUCAAUUUCCAAUGCACCAGUGUUGGUCACUCUUUCUGCUUAUUCUUGUGCAAUUCAAGGAUCUUUACCUUCUUCAAUCUACGGCCUCACUCUAUUGAAUUCAAUAGAUCUGAGAUAUAAUAACAUAACAGGUUAUAUCCAUUCUUCAAUUUGUGAUAUUUCUUCUCUUCGAGAACUUAGUUUAGAUGAAAAUAACAUAACAGGAAUAAUACCUAAUUGCCUUAUGAAGCUCAGAAACCUUAGUGUCUUUAGUGUCUAUGACAACUCAAUUGAAGGCACUGUUUCGUUAGUAUCAUUUAUUAAUGAAUUAAACCUAACUUCUUUAGACCUGGGCCAUAAUAGGCUAACUGUUGUUACAGAUGAACCCUUGCAUCAAUUCUCUAAGUCUAAGCUACAGCAUCUAGUUUUAAGUUCAUGCAAUUUGAAAGGAUUAAUCCCUUCCGUUAUUUGUAAUUUGACUCACCUUAACUAUUUAGAUUUGUCUUAUAACAACCUAACAGGAGUUAUCCCUUCUUGCAUUUCCAAACUCAAAAUUUACUCCCGCUUAGACUUGUCGAACAACAAACUUAGCGGUUCACUCCCUCUUCCACCUGAUGACCAAUUUAACGACUAUUUUUUCGACUAUUUCUUGUUUCAUUUAUCAAAUAAUAAUUUCAGCGGUGAAAUCUCGCUAAAUCUGGGGAAAUUACUAUCUAAUGCUUGGUAUAUUAAUCUAUCGGGUAAUGAACUUACAGGUUCAAUUCCAUUUUCUAUAUGUUCAAAAGAUUCAGGGUCUCCUCAACAUCUUGACAUGUCCAAGAACAAAUUUUCUGGGAUUAUACCAAAUAGCAUAGGGUAUUGCCCGGUUCUUCAGUAUCUAAACCUUGGUAGCAACAACAUCACUGGAAGUGUUCCGGAUGAGCUUGAACAGGCAACAAUAUUGCGUGAUCUUCUUCUAAAUGACAACAAUCUCGAUGGUACUCCUCUUCAUAUCAUUAGUAAACUACACGCGUUGGAGAUCCUCUACUUAGGAAAUAACAACAUUGGAGGCAGUUUACCAACUGGAUUUGGUUCCCUCGACAGCCUCCAGGUUCUUUCUUUAAGGUCUAACAAGAUUAAUGGGUCAAUACCUGAAGGGGUUUUUAAACUGAACCAACUCCAAAUACUAGACUUGUCGAAAAACAAUCUCUCAGGUCAUAUUCCGAAAGUAUCAGGAAAAUACCUGAGGGGAUUAAUACGCAACUCUUCGCUAUUUGCUUUUGAUUAUUCACCUGUUCCAUUACAGAUGAUGAUCAACGGGGUCGAGAUACAGCUUCAAAAAUUAAACAACUACAGCUCAGGAAUUGAUCUAUCGCAUAAUAUGCUUGAUGGAAAUAUUCCAGGAGAGAUAGGUUUGUUAACAGGACUUGCAAUGCUUAAUUUAUCUCAUAAUCGCUUCUCGAAUAACAUUCCUGCAAGUCUUCGGAACAUGUCUAGCUUACAGUCUUUGGAUUUAAGUUACAAUAGACUUUCUGGACAUAUCCCGCAAUCUUUAACAUUACUCGACUUUCUUGGGGUUCUGAACUUAUCAUACAAUGAGUUGAGUGGCAGGAUUCCAAGAGGGACUCACUUCGACACAUUGGGUGUUGAUGGAUGGGCCUACGUUGGGAAUGAAAUGUUGUGUGGAGAACCAACCAAGAAACUUUGUGACGAUGAUAAGGUUACCAAUACUGGUGAUUCUAGCCAUACGAAAGAACCUGAAGAAGAUGAUCCAAAAGAGAGAAUAUUAUUCUAUGGUGUUAUUGCACUUGGGUUUGGAGUUGGAUUUUGGAGUCUAUUUUUUGUUUUAAUUCUAAAAAAAGAGAAAUGGUGGUUCCCGUAUUGGAGAUUUAUGGACCAUGUUGCCGUAAAAAUAACAGGCUAUAUUCGAAGAUAA